AUGUUCGGCCGCAUCAAGGAUAAGUUCUCAACCAAGGAGUCCUCGACCAAGAACCACACUCAUCUCGACAUGGGCAACAUAAGCUCAAACACAAACACCAAGAACAACAAUCCCUUCCUAGAUGUUCCCGAGGAGGCUCCUCCUGCUUAUGAGUCCGCUCAAAAGACCGCUCCUCUCCUCGAUGUUCCUCAGCGUGGAUCUUCACCGGCUCCUAGCAUGUCAAGCAUCACCAGUGCCGAAGAUAAAUAUGCAUUCCUAUCUACUUUCGAUACCAUCUUUAUCAUCGACGACUCUGGAUCCAUGAUUGGUCGAUCGUGGGAGGAGGUUGAAUACGCGCUGAGCGCUAUUGCCCCGAUCUGUACUUCUCACGACUCCGAUGGUAUUGAUGUCUACUUCCUGAACCAUCGAUCGUUAGCCGCCGGAACUGGAGUUCAAGCACCCGGUGGAUAUUUCCAGAUCCGGGACGCCGACCAAGUCAAACGUCUGUUCAACGAAGUCUCUCCCAAAGGAGCAACACCAACGGGCUCUCGUCUUCAAAGCAUUCUCAAGCCUUAUGUCGCCCAUCUCUCCCGUCAUGCGGCCAACAUUGACUCAACCAAGCCGAUCAAUAUUAUCGUAAUCACCGACGGAUGCCCCACGGACGACCCAGAGGGCAUCAUCGUUCACCACGCCAAGAAGCUUGAUCAGAUCGAGGCUCCUCCUCAUCAAGUUGGCAUCCAGUUCUUCCAGGUUGGCAACGAGCUUGGUGCUACCAAGGCUCUGCGUGAGCUCGACGAUGAUCUUGCUGACCAGGGCAUUCGAGACAUGGUUGAUACAGUAACAUGGAAUUCCACUACCUCGAAAACCAGUAAGACUCUGACCGCAGAUGGGAUUCUCAAGGUGGUUCUCGGUGCUGUCGUACGACGAUUAGAUCGUAAGAUCACGCGGAGUGAAGCGCAAAGCGGCCGAUACUAA
Messenger RNA from Fusarium mangiferae, 954 nucleotides. RefSeq lists its product as uncharacterized. Bases 1 to 954 code for a protein of 317 amino acids. The record is from RefSeq and is a predicted model, not a curated record. Lineage: Eukaryota; Fungi; Ascomycota; Sordariomycetes; Hypocreales; Nectriaceae. The transcript has a single exon.